UGGUAGGUGGGGGAAUCGCGCAGGACCGUCGCCUCCUUUCCCUGGCUGUCCGGCGAGGAAGGCACCUGGGCGGACAGCGGCGCCCGGGAAGGGGCGGCGGUAUCAUAGAUGUCAAAGAAAACACUGGAUUUUUUCUCCAAGUGAGUCCUGCCAGACUGCUGAUUUAGCGUUCUGGAUUGUGGAUGAUUACCUCAUUCCAGGGACAUGAAGCCUUUUGGGGCGGCUUUCAAGGGGAAGAGCUGGUAGACUGCUCUGAAGUUGACACGUGCUUCUGUGAGAAAAAGAGCAGAGCCUGGUGGACCUGUGAUAGGGAGCAACUGUUCUCACAUACCUGCAUUUAGUCCCAGGUGUGCUUUUCUGCCAACUGCUACAGAGCAGAAGAUUAGCAGACAUGUCCAUAGCACUCAAGCAAGUCUUUAAUAAAGAUAAGACCUUCCGCCCAAAACGUAAGUUUGAACCUGGAACCCAGAGGUUUGAACUUCACAAACGAGCGCAGGCCUCUCUCAACUCAGGCGUGGACUUGAAAGCAGCUGUGCAGCUUCCCAAUGGAGAAGACCAAAAUGACUGGGUGGCUGUCCAUGUUGUUGACUUCUUCAAUAGGAUCAACCUCAUUUAUGGAACUAUCUGUGAGUUCUGCACAGAGAGGACCUGCCCAGUGAUGUCUGGAGGCCCUAAGUAUGAGUACCGGUGGCAGGACGACAUGAAGUACAAGAAGCCCACAGCAUUGCCAGCACCCCAAUAUAUGAAUCUUCUCAUGGACUGGAUCGAGGUGCAAAUCAACAAUGAGGAUAUAUUUCCUACGAGCGUAGGUGUUCCCUUUCCAAAGAACUUCCUUCAGAUCUGCAAGAAGAUACUCUGCCGCCUUUUUCGAGUGUUUGUUCAUGUCUACAUUCAUCACUUUGACCGUAUCAUCCUCAUGGGUGCUGAGGCCCAUGUCAAUACCUGUUACAAGCAUUUUUAUUACUUUGUGACAGAGCUCAACCUCAUAGACCGCAAGGAAUUAGAGCCUUUGAAAGAGAUGACAACCAGGAUGUGUCACUAAAAAGCUACCAACUGAAGAAAAGCAAAGUCCAGGUUCCUUCUUACCGCGGAGCUCAAAAACGUGAGGGCCCCUGUGGACUGAGCUUUCUUGUUAAUCCAUGCAAGCAGGAAUGCUGGGAACCACAGUUACUUUCACAAAUACUUCCCACCACUGUCAGCGUUCUUAACCCUGAAUAUGCUGCUAGGAACCUUGUCUGAGUGACAUGGAUUCUGGAGAAAAAGAAGAGUCAAUAUCAGUUGGAGCUCCUUCGGUAGGGAUAAGAACCCCUUCACCCAUGAACAACGACAUACUGUGCUCCUGCUGCUAAAGCUUUCCUGAAAUUCAGAUCCCUGGGCUGAUCUCCAGAUGAGUUGUUCUGAAAAAAACCUGCAUUGUUAGCUGCAAUGAUGUUCUCUUUUGUUUCUUGGUAUGUGCUUUGUUUCCCAAGUGCCGCAGAAUAUGAAGAGGGUCUGGAAUCACAGAAGACUUCUGGCCUUUAAUGCCCCCCAGCCAGCCCUCACCAGAGGCCACCCAAGGCUUGGCCACCAUUCCCAUAUGCCAGCGAGCCUUGUGUUUCCAGGAACACGUUGUGUUCUUCAGCUGAUUGGGCAGUUUGUGCUUCAUUGUGGCUCAUAAUUGGGUGACAAUGGGACAGUUUCUGGUCUCAGUUCCAUGAGCAGGGAUCCAGACAGAGCUCUGUAGUGCUGAAUGCUUUUCUUUGAAUUCAUGCUCUAACUGAGAGCCCAUCUGCUCAAUCUCUCGCAUUACCUAAAAAACCAGCUAUAAUCGGCAUUUUCCUGAAGUAUCCUAUGAAGUACACCAAUCUGCCAUGUAAUUUUAUAUCCUUUUGUCCCCUUAGAAAAGGGAUCCUUCUCAUUCACCUGAAAAUUUCAUCUUUUCAGGGAAAAAGAAGUUUAGUUUUAGUAACUGGGAGAAAGACAUGGUAAAGACGAGCAGUACCAAGCUGACAGCAGGAUGGACUAAGUGAAGGUCUCCAUUGCAUCUGAGGGGUGUCCGGCAGUGUAGCUUGCUUUCCAUGCUGGACUAACACAAUUUUUUCUCCCAGUACUCAGUCCAACUUAACUAACACAUGUCUGGACAGCCUGGAAGGAUCCAUUGCAGUAAAUCAAGUCUUCUACGCCAAAUAUGCCCUCAUAAGAGGCGUUUUUCUCCAAAAAUAAAUGAAUUAAAGCAAUACUUAACAGACACCUUGCAAGAGAGAUACUGCUGAAUAAAUGGGAAUCAAGUGGAACACACCUGUAUAUUUUGUGCCUUCUAAUGGAUUUUGCACAUUUGUGUUAUUGUGCAGAUAACUCCUUCCUGAGUAAGUGCUGAACCCUGUUGCUGCCUCCCUCUCAAGUGAGUUAGGGACGUAACAUCUCCUGAGAUACAGUGUCAGGAGCAAAUCUUGUAGAGUAUCCAGUGACGGAACAUUUAAAAUAGAGGGAUUGCAGGCUCUAAAAAAUAACACCAAGCCUUUUCUAGCUCUUACUGUGGUACCUUCUGCUGUGCUUGCCUGCUUGUGUAAAACAGGACUUGCGAAUGUUGAUGAUCACGUCCUUGCUGGGACAAAUGGCUUUUGUCUGUGCAAGUUCAGUGCAGCAACGGGGGAGGCUUUUCUGCACCUUUAGGAUCACGCAGGCAGCAUUAUCCUUUGCUUUCAAGGGGAUGGACUGGAGCGUUCCCACCGCCUUCGGUGGUCUUUGCAAUCAGGUUAAUUCUGUGGGGAUUGGGAUGCGCACACAGAUAAUUUCUGGCCUGCUGGCACUUUUGCAGGAUAUAACUUGCUUGUGGACUUCAUUGCCAUGGCCGCUGCUGAGCUUAGUUGCCUCAUUUCAAAGAAGAUGGGAAAUGGUACGUCUUUGAAAGAAGAUACGUGGUAGGUGUGGAUGACAACUGCUUGGAAUUGCAACAUCAACCAUGUACGGAAGGGUUUUGUGUGCUUCUCCGAAGUGGCUGGACUGUUGCAGUGAUGGAGAAGGACCUGUAGCUGAUACAGCACCCUUGAAUUUCGCUGUGGCCAGUUGCCACUUGGUGUUCAUGUGGCUGCAGUGUUAUGCUUUAAAGAUUAACACGAAGAUGCAAAUGUGUGGAAUUUGGUGCAUGAAGAUCAAAGUCACUACGCAAAUUGAAAUUGUGAUGUUUUAUGCCUAGAAUAAUCUCUUCUUUGUUUUAUUACGCUAAUUACCACGUGCUGUUUUGAGUCUAUUCACUGUAACUAGGUCUGAAGAGGAAGCAGAAUUUUUUCCCAGUUGCAAUGAAUUAUUUUUUUCAUAA
Calidris pugnax (ruff) is the source of this 3298-nucleotide messenger RNA. RefSeq names its product MOB kinase activator 3B (gene MOB3B). Gene Ontology annotation, biological process: positive regulation of protein phosphorylation; signal transduction. The record is from RefSeq and is a predicted model, not a curated record. The coding region runs from base 392 to 1042 and encodes 216 amino acids. NCBI's taxonomy places the organism in Eukaryota, Metazoa, Chordata, Aves, Charadriiformes, Scolopacidae. The transcript is spliced from 5 exons. Gene Ontology annotation, molecular function: protein kinase activator activity. Gene Ontology annotation, cellular component: nucleus; cytoplasm.